Molecule: messenger RNA, 7040 nt
Organism: Calypte anna (Anna's hummingbird)
Lineage: Eukaryota; Metazoa; Chordata; Aves; Apodiformes; Trochilidae
Gene: CLMN
Product: calmin
Exons: 13
Coding region: 104-2755 (883 amino acids)
Biological process (GO): nuclear migration
Cellular component (GO): nuclear outer membrane; cytoplasm; meiotic nuclear membrane microtubule tethering complex
Molecular function (GO): actin filament binding
Source: RefSeq, a predicted model, not a curated record
GCCUGCUCCGCGCCCGCCGUCGGUGCCGGUGCAGGCGGCGGUGGCGGUGCCGGUGCCACCGGCUCCCGCCGCCCCUCCUCCCUUACCCCGGCCCCGCGUUCCCAUGGCUGGGCAGGAGUGGGACUGGUUCCAGCGCGAGGAGCUCAUCGGGCACAUCAGCGACAUCCGUGUGCAGAACCUCCAAGUGGAACGGGAAAAUGUACAGAAGAGGACAUUUACCAGAUGGAUAAACCUACAUUUGGGAAAGUGCAAGCCUCCUCUGAAAGUGAAAGACUUGUUUAUUGAUAUACAAGAUGGCAAAAUCUUGAUGGCACUACUGGAAGUCCUGUCUGGGCAAAAGCUGAUGCAUGAAUACAAGUCUUCAACCCAUCGUAUUUUUCGUUUGAACAACAUAGCCAAAGCACUUAAGUUCUUGGAGGAUAGUAAUGUAAAACUUGUCAGCAUCGAUGCAGCAGAAAUAGCAGAUGGAAAUUCCUCUCUGGUACUUGGACUAAUAUGGAAUAUAAUCUUGUUUUUUCAGAUUAAGGAGUUGACGGGUAACCUCAACAGGAACUCCUCCUCUUCCAGUCUGUCUUCUGGACCCAGUGGUCCUGAGUCAGACACAUCCCACCCCAGCACUCCCAACGUGGAGAGGAUGCCUGUCACAGUGAAGGAUCAGCGGAAAGCCAUCAGAGCCCUUUUAAUUUGGGUUCAGAGGAAAACCAGAAAGUAUGGUGUUGCAGUUCAGGACUUUGCCAGCAGUUGGAGGAGUGGCCUUGCUUUCUUAGCUGUCAUAAAAGCAAUAGACUCUACUUUGGUGGACAUGAAGCAGGCACUAGAAAAAUCUGCUCGAGAAAACCUGGAGGAUGCUUUCAGCAUAGCACAAUAUAAGCUGGGUGUUCCUCGGCUCCUAGAACCAGAAGAUAUCAUGGUGGAAUCACCCGAUGAGCAGUCAAUUGUGACAUAUGUGGCACAAUUCCUGGAACACUUCCCGGAGCUGGAAGGGGAAGAUUUUAUGGAUCCUGACAAGGAGCUUCCAAUUGAGUCCACAUAUGUCCAUAUCAAAGAUUCUCCUUCAGAAAAAGAAAGCAAAAUCCUAAUUUUAAGUGAAAGUGAUGAAAACAUGUACAUGGUUAAUCAUGAAAGGCGUCAUCCUGCACCUCCAAAGGUUCUUAUUCAUGACACCCCUGAGAGAUUGCCAUCAGAAACUGCUCCUGAAAAAUGUAAUGGGAAAUUCAGUCAAGUGUUAGGUGAUUCACAGGAAAUGUCUGAAGAGGAGCCUCAGAGGCCCACCUCCCUGAAAAUUACAGGCUCUGUCACUUUUGAAUCCAGUUCCUCUUGGGAGGGUCUAAGUGAUAAAUUCGUGCCAGGUGAAGGGGUCAUAACUGAUGGUCAACUGAAACAGAAUGAUGCCCCUUCUCCAUCCAUUCCAGCACAUCAGAAAAAUUCUGUUGACUCUUUUGAAGACUAUUCGGAAGAAUUAACUAAAGAAACCUCAACUGAAUAUGACAAUGAAACUAAGAGCCUUUCAGCCAAUACUUCUUCGCUGAGUCCAUUAUCCUGGACUUCAGGUAUACUUACAGAUGAAUCUAUAAAUAAAGUAGAAGAGAGCAAACCAAAAGCUUCAAUUAUUUUACCGGAAGAUACCUCAAAACAAGAGGAUACACAAAAGUAUGUUCUUCAACUUCUAAAUGAGGAAAUGAAACUUCUACAAAAUGAACAUACAGAUCAAUCCCCUGACUUUGAGACAGUAGAGACUAACCAUUGUUCACUGAAUGGUUCUAAUCUCAAAAGCCAAGAACUAUCUAGACAGCAUGAAACAUCUGAUGACUCUCUCUCAGAUGUGCCUAAAGAUUCAGAGGACCCUGAGAGCGGUGAUGAAGUUGACUCUUCAUCUGAAGUGCCACUCAGUUCUUCAAAAGUAUCUGUGAUACCCCACGAUCUCUUUUAUUAUCCACAUUAUAAUGUUCCCAUAUCAGCAGUUUUGGAUGCUUACCUUGAGCCUUGUAUUGGAGGGUAUGAUAUUGGAAAUAAUAAAGAUGCUUCUGAAACAUUAAAGGAAAAGUUACAUGAGAAGGGCUCACCAGAACAGAGCUACAAGGAAGAUUCUCCAGAGCCAGACCUGAGGAAUAAAUUAGGUGUCCCCCCAUCAGAAAUGGAUGCUGAGAAUGGCAAGGAGGAAGCCACAGAAACUAACAGCCACAUUAAUUCUUCCAAUGAAGAAGUGCUAUUACUAGCAGAAGAAGAGUUAGAAAUUGAAAAAGAUGGCAAAAAGGCCGCCAACCAUCAAGAUACCAUUCUUCCACAACAUCCUGAGGCCCUAGUAGACCAUCUAGAGCAUUUGUCAACAGCCAUGGAGAUACCAGGGAAAAAUAGUAACAUGGAGGAAAAAGGGAAAAAUAUGAUCAAAGCAGAUGAUUUACACAUCUCAGAGUUUGGCAUUCCGACUCUAUCACAAGAUAAACUGGAAGAAAUUGCUGAUUGUCAGGAAUUUAUCAGGACCAGUAACAGUGAUUCCAACACUUACCUCCGAAAAAGGUCUCCUAAUACUUCCGAGGAGGAAACUUACAUUGAAAAUGACCAGAAGAUGACAGAUAUGGGUGAAAAUCCAUUAAUCAUCAGGAAGAAAAAGGACUUAGAAGCAAGUGAGAUUCCAGCACCAGCUCAUGAGAUGGGGAUUGCUGAGCAGCCAGAGCUAUUCUACUUCAUUAUUUUCUUCUGGGUGCUGGUCUACUGCCUUUUACUCAUUCCUCAGCUCCGCAGCAACAAAGUUUGAUCACUCUGAGGUGUGGAAAAAUAAAGGACAGUGGCUGGAUUGUUUUGUGUAUCUGCAUAUGAGUAUGUUCCUUCAGGUGAAGCACAAACAGAAAUAUAGGAUCUGGUAUUUUGAGUUUAUAAUCAGGUUGUUCUCAGUUCCUCUACUGUUGUGCUAUAAAAAUGUCUAAGCACAUUUUACAUUAUGGUAAUUGUGUAAAUAUAUAUAUAAAUUACCUGAUUUAGUAGAUGCAAUUUUGUAUAUUUGUGCCUUGCUUUAUAAGAUGCUAAACAAAACCAGGUAAUUAUCAGUAGAAAUAUGAACAGUUCAGAGCUCUAGUCUUCAAAAAUUAUUCUUCUGGCUCCAUUUACUUACGUAGGACCAGACAGUUGUGGAAAAGGGUUGGUGGUGACUUGCCUAUGAACCUGUCUGACCUUCAAGAGCAGGGCUAGAAAUCCUUUGUUCCAUUUUCCAGGGAAUUCAGAGAGAGCUGGAGGCAGAGCAGAGCUGCAGGUGGUGGAACACGCUUACCCCAGGAAUUGAUUACAAUUCUAAUGCAAAUCCAGCAGAGCAACAAAAUCAGGUUGAGGGCUAACUGGGUGGAGGAGUUAGGGUUUUUAGGAUUUAAAUUGAUUUGUAUCCUAUACCUUUUGUUAUGUUUAAUUUGCAGGAAUUUUUAUCCUGCACCUUUUGUUAUGUUUAAUUUGCUGGAGCAAAUCGAGUGUGAAGUGUGAAGAGCAUCCAUAUUAGCUGCUUCUUAGGAUGUAUCAGAUGGGAAAUAUUAGCCCAGAAACUGCUGUAGUGAAUACCUGAAGAAAUCCAUUUUUUGUACCUUACUGAUGGUGGCCAUCUUUGAAAAGAUCUUGAAGAAAUUCAAUAAUUUUAUCAGGAGCAGAUAGCAUGGUUUUGAUUUGGCUUACUUUUGUUUUGUUUGUUUUAAAAAUAUACCUUGCUGCUUCUGAGACUGCUUCUGCUUCUUUGGCUUCCCAGAUACAGUGAAGAUUUCACUUUUUUUAAGAUGCAAAAAAAGAAUAGGUAACCUGAAUUGCUGAGGCUACUGUUAAGGCACAAGUACAUGGUAAAAGUAUUAGAAAUACCCUUUAACUGCCCAAAUCAAUAGCAAAAGAAGUGACAGAUGUAAAAUUAAAUACAGAGAAAUGUUGACAGCUGGUUCUUGCUUUCUAGUGAAACUGAAGAAAAUGUUGUGGCUUGUCCAUAGACACACUUGAGCCACUUCUGCAUCUUGUAAUUUUUGUCCACAUCAGUGAUCACUUUAGGAUAUUUGAUUUAGGAUUUUUGCCAGAGGAGGUGUACCUGUACAUUACAAGACAGAAGAGAGGGCUUCAAAUUCAAUUUAAUAGCAACUUUUCUCUAUGUAACUUGUAGUGACUUGUAGUGUAGUCACUAUUUUUCAUCAGCACAUUUUUAGUUUCCUAGUAUGCUUUAUGAGCUAUAUCCUGGUGCUGCUUCCACUUGAAAAUUCAUAAGGUUGACCACAAUGUGCUUCCUAAAAUGCAGAGUUUCAUAAUUCACAUUGAGUGAAAGUUACAAUGCAUAGCUAUAGGUAUAACAUUUUGAUUUAGCAUAAGGUGGAUCUCUGCCUUGGCUUAGUUUUCAACUGAACUACCAGUACCUGGUCAGGACACAUCAGAAUAUAUAGCAACUCAUCUGCAGGUAUUUAAAACCUGGUUUUAGUUAUGUCACCUUCCAGGGUAAUCCUAACCAGCCAUCAUACUUCAUUCUUCUUUAUAAACUUUUUGCUUCCCUGUGAUUUUUCUUCUGAGCAGCAGUGCAUAGCAGGAGAUCAAACACUGAAGGUAAAAAUCUGAAUCUAUUUCAGUCAACAGAAAGCUGAAAACUUUUGUAUUUUGUCCUGUUGCCCUUGACUAGAGUUAGAUUCCUCCCAUGAAGCUAAAACUAAGAUCCUUUCUGCCUCCUAAGGAAAAGAUCCAAGCUUCCCAACUUAAUUCAGGAUAAAUCAGAGUAAGGAAAGUAAAGAGUCUUUCAUCUUGCUGAUAAAAAUGUUAAGCAUUUGGAAUCAGAUGAUGAUGUUGUGCAUGUUGUGGUUGUUGAUGAAGACAGUGAUACUUUAUUCCAGAAGAAAACCUGUUAGAAAUUUUGAAGAUGCUUUCUUGAAGUAGAUUAAAAUAUGAAAUUGAAGGGCUGGUGUUUUUUCUCUUGAGAGAAUUAAAGUUAAUACCAAGAAACUUUGUAUCCUUAUCUUGAAAUCCAGUGAAUACCAGGCUGGGGCAUGGCAGCUAUUUCAUAGCAGCAAGUAGCAAGGUACACUAGUUUGGAGUAAAAGUCUUGUCAGCUCUUCAAUGUGUCCAAUUCCUUAUGUUCUCCUUUGGUUUAUGACAAGUUUUUCUGAGCUUUUGUAUCAUAUUCUCUGGUUCUUCCACACUUCUUAGUCUUCAGCAGAGAUUAUCUGUAUUUGAAUUACAGUCUCUUUGUAGAACUUUACAGCUGCCAAAGUUAAUUCAAAGGAAACUCUCUUGCCAUCUCUCCUUCCUUGCAAGAAAAUUAAUGAAAACGAGGAGGUCUUUGGAUGUCUCAUCUUAACAACUGACAUACAAAGUGAAUGGGAAUACACUGGGGCUGUCAACUUUGUGAUACAUUAUUUUCUUCCAAGCAGGAGAAAACCCAGGGUUUUCUUUUUCAUUUCCUACUGAUGAACAGUGACUGAAACAGUGAAAUGAAUAGUUCAGAUGUCAAACAGCAUCCAGCAGUCCUCUUGAUCAUCUCACCCAGUGUUUAAACUGAUGUACACUUUCCAGUGGAUCCCAUGAAGAGAUAGAGACUUUUUCUUCUGUGCAAAACAGAUGAAAAAAAACCACCUAAAUUAGUCCAUGGUACUUGGCAUUAAGUUGCUUUCCAAAUUUGGGUUUGUUUGGCUGUGUUGUUCUUGUUACAGAACCAGUCUACCUUACCUGUUCCAUGGGUAAGAAGAUCCAGGGUAAAGAGUUAAGAGUUAAGAGUGAUAAUACUGGCACAAAAGAGUCCUAGCUCAUCAGGAGCUUUUCCAUUAUUUGGAACUGCAAACAAGGGACAACUGCAUAAGCAUCAGCUUCUCUCUUUUAAAUUGAUGUGUAAGCCUCCAGUUCUUUGUCCACAUGGCAGCUGUCCAGUCCCUCAGUACAAGUGCCCCAUUCUGAAAACAUUGCUUGUUGAUGGACUUUGUGUCCUGCUCUGAGCUUACAGGAUAAAAGUCUGAUUGUGAAGCAAUAGCAAAACCUGUUUUAAACUGCUGGCUAGAGGACUGGCUUGAGGCAUUGGAGGUUUUAAAGGCUGGUGGAAAAACUAUCCAUUUUCCAACAGAUAUGUCCACUGUUGAUAUAAAUUUUCCUAGGUUUUUGAAAAAUGCUAAGCUUGUACUGACUGCAGUUUUUGUAUUUUGAUUUAGCAGCAGAACUCACACAAGGGUACCAAUGUGUUACCACUGUUUCUAAAUUCCAUUGUUCUUGAACAAAUGUGUGGGUAGCACAGUAUCGUGAAGUGUAAGUGUCAGAAAGUGCUUGAGAAUCACUGGGUAAAGGAUCUUUGUUCACAGAAGCACCAUUCAAGACAGAGACAACUGUAACAGGAUUGUUUAAUGUUACUGUAGUUGUCUAAUUUAACUGCAAAGCUUUUUGUUGUGGUUUUAUAGAAAGUGUAAGGAAAGACAGCUGUUAAAGACAGAACCCUGGUUAAACUUUUAUGGGGCAGAUGGCUUAGAGAUGGAGAAAUGAGUUUAGCAGUCACAUAAUCUACAAACAAAUCUACAUGAUCAGUGAAAACACAGGACAAGCACAGAUUACAGUAAAAAAAGGACAAUCACUUUUCAAUGCCAUGAAUAUUUUUGAUGGAUUGAGCUCUAAAAUGUAUUUUUAUUGCGUUUCUAGAUUGUAAUGAAUGUGUCUACAGAAUUUUAUGCAAAGCUUGAGAGUUUGGCUGUUUUAAAAUGAUUUUUUUAUAUAGCAGUGAUUAUUUUAUCUAUAUAUUUAAUAGAACUGUAAAAUCAUUUUACGAGUACCUGUAAAAUUCUAUGUAUGUGAUAUGAUUAUUUAUUAAUUAUGAUACAUGAGAAUGAACAUUUAAGCUAUGCAUCAGCUGCAUCAUCCAUUUGAAAACUGGAAACUGCAAACAGGUGAAGAGUCCUUAAUGAACAGAAGACUUGAACAAAAUGGGAAAUUAUUAAAUACAAUUGUGUGAUUCUUAAAGCUGCAUAGCAAGAUGUCAUUUUGUGAUGUUAAACUUUCAGCUAAAGCAGCAAAAUAUACCCAGUGAUUAAGCUACUUUCUUCCAUUAAAACUUCAUGAGGCUGAAA